Molecule: messenger RNA, 3166 nt
Organism: Bombyx mori (domestic silkworm)
Lineage: Eukaryota; Metazoa; Arthropoda; Insecta; Lepidoptera; Bombycidae
Product: delta-sarcoglycan
Exons: 6
Coding region: 394-1407 (337 amino acids)
Biological process (GO): heart contraction
Cellular component (GO): membrane; sarcoglycan complex
Source: RefSeq, a predicted model, not a curated record
CGUAUAGUAACGCUUCAACAAAAUAAUGUUUCAAUAAAAUUAGAAAUUAUUUUGUUGAAAUAGCUACAAUGAAACUUGCUUGACAAAACAGUUUGCUCCCGCAAUUUCACAAGAAGACAAUGUGUUAACAAACAAAAUCAACGGAGUGGAUGAAAGUUUCACAGCUAAGAAGUCUAGACUGUGUGCAUAAUGUCGACGCCGAACAGUGAGCUCUAACAAGCCGGCCAUCCGAAGUUGUUAAACGAAGCCGAGUGAGUUGCGGGAGAAUAAUUCCGGCAAAGCGGUCGCUAACUGAACGGACAGUUUGGAAGUGUUGGCGGCUCGCCUCGACUAACAGUGCGGACUGGUAGAUCCACAUGCGCUGUCGUUAAGCUAUAAUAUGAUGCAAAUCGGAUGAUGGAGACGCAAUCGCUAGGGAGGAGUCGCCAGGCUCCUGCUGUCAGGAACCACAUAGUUUACACCGAUCACAAGGGAAGAAAGAUACCGUACGCCGACAAGAUCACCCCGGAGCCAAUCUUGCACAACAAUGCGGGCAGGGACACAAAGCCAGACUCGAUCAGAAACAGUUAUAAUAGCCAAUUCAAAGUUGGCAUCUACGGUUGGAGGAAGAAAUGCCUGUAUAUACUUGUCAUUGCGCUUAUGUUUAUGAUGAUCAUUAAUCUAGCUCUCACGCUUUGGGUUCUCAAAGUUUUGGAUUUUAAUUCGGAAGGAAUGGGUCAGCUCAGAAUAGUUCCUGGAGGAUUGCAGCUACUCGGGCAAGCAUUAGUACUCGAUUCUCUAUUUACAUCAAGUAUCAAAUCUCGGAGAGGUCAACCGAUUUCCAUCGAAUCUACCAGAAACUUCUCAGUGUCAACUCGAGAUGCACAGGGAUUACUGCAAAGUAGAUUAUUCUUAGGUCAUGACCGUUUAGAACUCAACGUUGGUCGCUUUGAAGUGAGAGAUUCAAGAGGAGCGUUGCUACUGGGAGCCGGUCAAGAUUCCGUCACCAUAGGAGCGGAUACACUAACGGUUUCCAGUUCAGCUGGAGUGACACUGAAUACCGCAGUCCAGACUUCACUUGUAAAGGCACCCCCAGCGAAACCAUUAGUGCUGGAGUCUCCUACAAGAUCAUUAGAAAUGCAUGCAGCCCAAAACAUAGCUUUGGAGUCAAGAGCUGGCGACAUAAGUGCGAGCUGCCUCACAACCUUCAGACUGAGAUCCAUAGCCGGAUCGAUACGUUUAGACGCACCUAGUAUUUACAUGCCGAAAUUGAAAUCGGCUCUACCAUUGCCACCAUCAGCACAGCACCCGCACGAUCCCCAUCACCAGAACAUUUAUCAGUUGUGUGCAUGUGCAAACGGGAAACUAUUCCUAGCACCACCGCAUGGGAUCUGCGCGGCCAGGGAGGAGAGCCUCAUCUGUCGAUGAUAAUCUUUUCUAGUGUAGAUAUCGGUGUAUUGUUUAUAUUCUGUGUGCGAAAGCUUGAAUUUUGCAUAAAUGUAAAGAACGUAAUGACCAUUUAGAAUUUUAUAGCUUUUAUUUUUUCGAAUUUGGUCGAAAAUGAAAAAUGUUAAUUUUGUCCUUUAAAUUUUUAUAUAUAUUUAUAAUUAAGUUGUUUGUUAUUUCAUUUCAUUAUAUAAUUAAAUUUUAUAAUAAAUUUUAAAUAUGUUAUCUAAGUAUUUUAGCUAAAUUGGGAAUAUAAUUUCGAAAUUGUGUUAAAUACAAUUCAUAAAAAAUAAAUGAUAUUACGGAGCUUUUAAAAUGAUUAGGCAUGUUUUUACUUAAAUUGUAUAGCAGUGAAACUACAACGACUUUAUAAACGUACCAAAAUUAAUAUUUUAGUAAAAAACAUUACAUAGCCUAGUGCCUUCUGGAUAAAUAAAUAUUUCAUCGAGAUAGUAUUAUAAUACUCUUUGAACGUUUUCGCGGGUAGUAGAGAUAAUUUCAAAACACUUAUACGAUCUAAGUGGUCUAAUUUAAAAUUCUGACCAAUAACAUGUUGUAUGUUCAAAACGUUACCGAGUUUUCAUGGUUGAAGCAUUUUAAUAAUAAUAUUAUGAUUACUUGAACUUUGUUUUCAUAGAAUAUCGUUAUACAGAUGCGUGGUAAAUAAUUAAAUAAGUAUUUACUUCGGUUACAUGAUACUAAAAUCAAAUGACUGUGGUAGAUUAAAUUAUAAAUUAACAUUAUUUGAGUGUCGGAAUGUACCUCAAGCAAAAAUUUAAUAAAUAUAGUAGGUACAUAAAACGUCAAUUAUUUAAGCAAUAAAAAGUUACUAUCCAAGACAAAAGAUAGUCGGGAUGUCAUUGAGCUUCUAUUGAAUGACAAUGAACUUCCAAUGAUUUUCAAUGAAUUCGACUGACAUCCCGACAUUGAGCUUCAUCUUUGAUACCAGGCUUAUGGAAACAUCUUUCUAAGUCAAACCAACCGGGUAUCUAGGGACACGAGAGAAGGUGCCCUCUAGGCAGGUUCCAGAUAGACCGCCUACCGCUAAGCCCGGUGGUGGUGGCACGAACGCUGGUUCUACGUUCCGUGGGGGUAAGGUGAUGUACUGAUACACUUCACAUGGAACGCGCCACAUUGCUCCCCACUAGCUUAGUUGAAAUCUAUCUCAUCAGAGACUCGAACACCAGUUGUUCAGCACCAGGAUGUUUUAGACGGUACAACUCAAACCGCAAGUGUACCAAAAAAAGAAUAUGCAUUUUUUUUGUUUUAAUUACAUCAGUUUAUUUAUUCAGAUAAAUGUAACCUUGACAACCCUGGAUUGACGCCACGCACUAUUCAAUUUGUAAUCGCUUUAAUUAGGUGCAAUAUAAAAUAUAUACAAAAACCAGUAACAGUUUUUAGGUUAUAAAUAUAAAUAUACCCUACGUUUUUAUAACAUACGUUUAAAACAUUAAGUAGGCUUCCUUCGUUCUCCCCAAAAACAAAGUAACAAAUGUUAAGGCAUGCGUGUUCGUGUAGUUUCAUGUUCUCUGAGCCUCUAGGAUCUUAACAGGCUAACCUGUUGUUAGGGAUCAGUGUAUUUUAUUAAACUACUGUAGCUACACCAUAUACGGACUUGUGUAUAAAAUUAACCCUUAGAAAAUUGAUGUAUAGCUAUUGUGUUACAAUUUAAUGUAAAUUAUAGUAAGCAUUUGUUGAUGUUGUUGUAAAUAUAAUUAAUAGUAAAAUAAGUUUCAAACGA